CAAACACGAUACGAGAUAACGAGAACGGGAAAGAUAGGUGAAAAUGGCACUAUCUGCAGAUCGCCCCGCCUUACGGAGAAUGCAGAAGGUGGUGCAGCUUUGGCUCAAAUGACGAACAUCGAAAACCAACAUGAAUGAAGAAAUCUCGAAGGAAUUAAUAAAUGCAAAUAGUUCGUGAGAAGAAGAAGAAGAAGAAGAGAUGUCGUUGGUUUUAUGUCCUUGGUGCCAAGCAGCCAAGCAGCCUAGGAAUAAUUUCCUACCGAUGCUUAUCUUAUUUUCUGGAACGAUUCCCCACGAUGGCUCCUUGGUGUCUUGGCUGCGUGGCUGAUCCAGGUAUUCUGCGAGGGUACCUAGGUACUAUAUACCACAAACUUCUGCUGUUAUAUUCGCUUCCAUUGGCGUUCGCAAUAUUUGAACGAGAUGGCAAAGGCUUGGCAGGGAAGUGUCCACAGCCAGACUCCUUUUGCAAACGCAAGAAUACUGCCGAAAAUGGGUUCAAUCGUUUGUCGGAAGAUUUUAUUCGUUUUGCGUGAUAUUGUGUUCUGGGUGAAAAUUGAACCUUACUGAAAGAAUGGAUAUGCUGUGCACAAAAUAUGUUGAGUUGAGAACUGUGGU
Messenger RNA from Mollisia scopiformis, 615 nucleotides. RefSeq lists its product as uncharacterized. The transcript has 2 exons. Lineage: Eukaryota; Fungi; Ascomycota; Leotiomycetes; Helotiales; Mollisiaceae. The coding region runs from base 162 to 533 and encodes 123 amino acids. The record is from RefSeq and is a predicted model, not a curated record.